Sapajus apella (tufted capuchin) is the source of this 2536-nucleotide messenger RNA. RefSeq names its product SMAD family member 9 (gene SMAD9). The record is from RefSeq and is a predicted model, not a curated record. Gene Ontology annotation, biological process: cell differentiation; transforming growth factor beta receptor signaling pathway; SMAD protein signal transduction. The coding region runs from base 482 to 1885 and encodes 467 amino acids. The transcript has 9 exons. Gene Ontology annotation, molecular function: DNA-binding transcription factor activity, RNA polymerase II-specific; RNA polymerase II cis-regulatory region sequence-specific DNA binding; I-SMAD binding. Gene Ontology annotation, cellular component: heteromeric SMAD protein complex. NCBI's taxonomy places the organism in Eukaryota, Metazoa, Chordata, Mammalia, Primates, Cebidae.
CCGCCGCUGCAGCCGCUGUCUCGGUCCCCGCCGCCGCCGGGCCCUGCAGGCGCUGGGCGCGCGCAGCCAGGCAGAUUAAAAUCACCAACGGAACCUUCCAAGGAGACCAACUGAGUGGAAAUAACCUUCAGUAACUGCUAAUGGGAAUUGGAUUUAAAACCAUCAGCUUAAAAUAAAAAAGCUCAUGUCUCCUGAACCGCUAUCCAGCCGGAUCUCUUCACUACGGCACACUUUGAGAGCCGCUGUCCUGAAAAGUAGCUUGGAAGACGAUGUUAAGAGUGGCUGUGCAGGAGUGAGUUGGCCAGCCCAUCCAAGGGCUUAGGAGACAGUCUACACACUUCCCAACUUGAAUUGGUCCCAGCUGCUCCCAGAAGAACGAGUGAAUUGGUCCCUAUGCCACCCCUGGAGAGCUGCUCGCUGCCCACUUGGCCGUGAAGGGCUGUGCGGUUCCCCUGCGCGCCAGAGCCUGCCGUGGCCUCUUAUGCACUCCACCACCCCCAUCAGCUCCCUCUUCUCCUUCACCAGCCCCGCAGUGAAGCGACUGCUAGGCUGGAAGCAAGGAGAUGAAGAGGAAAAGUGGGCGGAGAAGGCGGUGGACUCCCUAGUGAAGAAGCUGAAGAAGAAGAAGGGAGCCAUGGACGAGCUGGAGAGGGCGCUCAGCUGCCCGGGGCAGCCCAGCAAGUGCGUCACGAUUCCGCGCUCCUUGGACGGGCGGCUGCAGGUGUCCCACCGCAAGGGGCUGCCCCACGUGAUUUACUGCCGCGUGUGGCGCUGGCCGGAUCUGCAGUCCCACCACGAGCUGAAGCCACUGGAGUGCUGUGAGUUCCCGUUUGGCUCCAAGCAGAAAGAGGUGUGCGUCAACCCUUACCACUACCGCCGCGUGGAGACUCCAGUGCUGCCUCCUGUGCUUGUGCCAAGACACAGUGAAUAUAACCCCCAGCUCAGCCUCCUGGCCAAGUUCCGCAGCGCCUCCCUGCACAGUGAGCCACUCAUGCCACACAACGCCACCUAUCCUGACUCUUUCCAGCAGCCUCCGUGCUCUGCACUCCCUCCCUCUCCCAGCCACGCGUUCUCGCAGUCCCCGUGCAUGGCCAGCUACCCUCACUCCCCGGGAAGUGCUUCUGAGCCAGAGAGUCCGUAUCAGCAUUCAGUUGACACACCACCCCUGCCUUAUCAUGCCACAGAAGCCUCUGAGACCCAGAGUGGCCAACCUGUAGAUGCCACAGCUGAUAGACAUUUAGUGCUAUCGAUACCAAAUGGAGAUUUUCGGCCAGUUUGUUAUGAGGAGCCCCAGCACUGGUGCUCGGUCGCCUACUACGAACUGAACAACCGAGUUGGGGAGACAUUCCAGGCUUCCUCCCGAAGUGUGCUCAUAGAUGGGUUCACCGACCCUUCAAAUAACAGGAACAGAUUCUGUCUUGGACUUCUUUCUAAUGUCAACAGAAACUCAACGAUAGAAAAUACCAGGAGACACAUAGGAAAGGGUGUGCACUUGUACUACGUCGGGGGAGAGGUGUAUGCUGAGUGCGUGAGUGACAGCAGCAUCUUUGUCCAGAGCCGGAACUGCAACUAUCAACAUGGCUUCCACCCAGCCACCGUCUGCAAGAUCCCCAGCGGCUGCAGCCUCAAGGUCUUCAACAACCAGCUCUUCGCUCAGCUCCUGGCCCAGUCAGUUCACCACGGCUUUGAAGUUGUGUAUGAGCUGACGAAGAUGUGCACCAUCCGGAUGAGUUUUGUUAAGGGUUGGGGCGCUGAGUAUCAUCGCCAGGAUGUCACCAGCACCCCCUGCUGGAUUGAGAUUCAUCUUCAUGGGCCGCUGCAGUGGCUGGACAAAGUUCUGACGCAGAUGGGCUCUCCACAUAACCCCAUUUCUUCAGUGUCUUAACAGUCAUGUCAUAAGCUGUGUUUCCAUAGGAUAGAGGCUAUUGCAGGGAGUGGCUUGUAUCAUUUCAGAUUUGCAACUAACUGAAGUUUCUACAAACAUGUGUAAAUACAUAGAAGGUAUACUAUUCCUAUUUUUUUUUUAAUCACCAUUUGUUUUGUGCUUUUAGUUAACCUGAUACCAGUGCAGUGCGAUUGGAAAAGCAGGCCUUUUGUGCCUGUGCUAUAAUUGGCAGCUUUUGUGGGAGGAAACAAUUGAGGGGCAAUAUUGUCAAAAGUAUUUGAAGGGUGUUAGCAGAAGAAGAGGCAGCUUUAGUCAGCUGUGUCAUCAUAAAGCAUGUUAUGUGGCCUCACAGAAGUACUGAAACUGUUUAUACAGCAAAAGUCAGGAAUUAGCAGCGCUAAAGCAAAUAACACUCAGAUGAAACAAAGCAGUGAAACCCCUACAGUUUAAAUGAUGUCACUUUAGCGCUAUUGGCAAGAAGAAAAACAAGCUUGGACAAUGAAUUCUAUGAGAUAAGUCAUAGAAACUUUACUUCUAAGGCUGACAUACCCAUAACUGGGCUCCUGUGCUGAUAUUCAGUGGUACAUUUUAACCAAACUGUGAUCAGAAAAGAAAAAAAACUGUGAAGCCAAAAAGUCAUGUUCCCUCAGU